GCCGGGCGCCGGGCGGCACGUUGGCCGAGCCUUCGGCGGUCUCUCUGCGGAGAAAUAUGGCUUUGGCUAGCGAUUUCUAUUUGCGCUACUAUGUGGGGCACAAGGGCAAGUUUGGACACGAGUUUCUGGAGUUCGAGUUCCGUCCGGACGCAGUUUUGCUGUUAUAGAUUGAAUUUUUUUCCACUCCCCACAGGAAAGCUUAGAUAUGCCAACAACAGCAACUAUAAAAAUGAUGUCAUGAUCAGAAAAGAGGCGUAUGUACACAAGAGUGUGAUGGAAGAACUGAAGAGGAUCAUUGACGACAGCGAAAUUACAAAAGAAGAUGAUGCUUUGUGGCCUCCCCCUGACAGGGUUGGCCGGCAGGAGCUUGAAAUUGUAAUUGGAGAUGAACACAUUUCUUUUACUACAUCAAAAAUAGGUUCUCUUAUUGAUGUAAAUCAGUCAAAGGAUCCCGAAGGCCUUCGAGUAUUUUACUACUUGGUGCAGGACCUGAAAUGUUUAGUUUUCAGUCUUAUCGGAUUACAUUUCAAGAUUAAACCAAUCUAAAUUAUAUGUUUUUGAAGCUGUUUUUAUAUUUAAUUAAGAGAUUGGUAAAGGGGGGUUAUUUGUCAUUUACAUUAUCAGGAUUUUUAUGUAUGUGAAGCAAACUCAUUUUUUGUAUACAAAUUGAAAAUAAGAGAAUGUAUAACAGGCUUAAUGGUUAUCUUCACUUUCGUCCAAGUGGGUUGGACAGUGCCCACACACAGUCAAUUCUGUACAUAAAAGACACCUUUUGUUGAAAUUUUGCUCCAAUAAAACUUUCCAAAGCCUG
Messenger RNA from Artibeus jamaicensis (Jamaican fruit-eating bat), 811 nucleotides. RefSeq names its product protein mago nashi homolog 2. Lineage: Eukaryota; Metazoa; Chordata; Mammalia; Chiroptera; Phyllostomidae. Bases 91 to 546 code for a protein of 151 amino acids. Gene Ontology annotation, cellular component: catalytic step 2 spliceosome; exon-exon junction complex; nucleus. The record is from RefSeq and is a predicted model, not a curated record. The transcript is spliced from 5 exons. Gene Ontology annotation, biological process: RNA splicing.